Molecule: messenger RNA, 777 nt
Organism: Anisakis simplex (herring worm)
Lineage: Eukaryota; Metazoa; Nematoda; Chromadorea; Rhabditida; Anisakidae
Source: the annotation of a GenBank genome assembly
GAAUUGAAUGACUCGAGGCAACCGGAAGGAAGCGGAAACGAGGAAGAUGAGGAUGAUGAUGACGCUGAAGAUACAACACAAGUUAAGAAGGCCAAAAAGCGCAGGUUGGAUUCGGAUGAAGAUGAUGACGAGGACGAAGAGGAUGAUGGGGAGGAAGAGGAGGACGAGGAAGAUGAUGAGGAGGACGAGGAUGGAGAUACCGGUCAUCGAGGCAAGAAAUCUAAAAAGAAGAAGCGUCGAACCGGUGUGCAUCAGUUCAUUCUGGAUGAUGUAGAAGUGGAUGACGAUGAAGAGGAGGAGGUGGAAUACGAGGAUGAUGGCGAUGAGAUGGGUAUCGAUCCGAGAGAACGAGAGGAAGCCGAGAGACUUAUGAAGGAACAAGACGAACGCAAUCGAGAGGUCCGACGAAGAGAUCUCUUCAGUGGCAUGAAUGAGGAUCAAAUAGAAGAUUACUUCAAAAUGAAAUAUUCCACUCAACCGUCAUACGCCGGAACAACUGAAGAUGAUGCAGCGAUGGACGAUAUCAGUCGUCAUUCGCUUUUGCCGUGUACUAAGGAUCCGAAUCUUUGGAUUCUGAAGUGUCGAAUGGGUGAUGAAAAAAUGGUGGCAUUGCAAUUGAUGCCACUUUGGUUUGUUCGAGCCACAUCCUCUGAACGAGCGCAGUCGCCCGUGUCUCUGUUUAUGUGGCAACAUGUCGAAACAUUCAAAAUGGUUACGUACCGAUCCAUGCAGCUGAGACGUGGUGGUUUAUGUCCGGUUGAAGUGUUAGGAUGUUAA